UGUGUGUUAAUCUGGUACCAUGUCUUAAAGUAGUUGACUACAUAAUAAACAAACAUCAAAGGAAGUGCAGUGCUGCUGCAGAAAGAAAGAAAGAAAGUUUCCAUUCUAACAAUUCUAAUGAACUCACUUUGGUUAUUUUACACUAUAUUUUAAAGAAAUAUUUAAAUAUGAAUUUAACCAAGAAUUCAACUCUAAACGCCUUUUUUUUUUGGUAAAAGUCAUUUAUGUCAUGUAUUUUUUAUAUGCUUCUGUGUUAACAGUUUUAUUUUAUUAUUUAUUAGUGUUUUUUAAUAUUUUCAGCUCAUCAUUGGACAAAACGUAUUUAAAUAUGCAUUUCACUAAACAUUCAGCUUUAAAUUCUUCUGACAUAUAUUUUUAUAUUAGCGAGAGAGAGAGAGAGAAAGAAAAUGUACAUUUACGCUUUUAUAAUUUUAGACAACAUCGGUAUGAACACGACUUUUAUUUUGGUGUGGUGAUAUGACAUCAUAAGGGUGCAUCGUGCUCCUGUUCUGUUAUUAUUCGGCUUAAGAAAGAGUGUCCAAACACAGAAAAACACGUGAAGCAGCUGAGAUCCAAGUGACGCACUAUUAUCAAGAUGGCGAUUAUUAAAGAGGAGAGUGAAGACAUGAGGAUUGAAGAAAUAUUCAGUGUGAAACAAGAAGAUACUGAGGAACAAACAGACUUGAUGGCAGUGAAAGAGGAGAAUCAAGAACUGAAUGAAAUGGAAGAGAAAGAUCAGUAUGAGAAACAUCACAAUUUCAUAACUGGAGAAAAAUCUAUUUGCUCACAGACUGAAAAUAAAGCAACUAGAAGUAAUUUUAUCUGCCAGCAUUGUGGAAAGAGUUUCUGUCAAAGUGAAAACCUUAAGGUCCACAUGAGGGUUCACACUAAAGAGAGCCCUUACACCUGCCAACAGUGUGGAAAAAGUUUCACUCAAAAAGGAAGCCUUGAAAUCCACAUGAGAAUUCACACUGGAGAGAAGCCUUUCUCCUGCACCCAGUGUGGAAAGAGUUUCAGACAUAAAGGAAAUCUUAAUGACCACAUCAGAAGCCACCCUGGAGAGAGCACUUUCAUUUGCCAACAGUGUGGAAAGAGCUUCUCACGAAAAGAAAGUCUUAGAACUCACAUGAGAAUUCACACUGGAGAGAGACCGUUCAUAUGUGGUCAGUGUGGAAGUAGUUUCAGAUGUAAAAUAACCCUCAAUAAGCACAUAAAGAUUCACACAAGAGAGAACUGCUUUAAAUGUGAUCAGUGUGGAAGGAAUUUCACAGACAGGAAACGGCUUAAGAUGCAUGUAAAAACUCACAUCGGAGAGAAGCCUUUCAUGUGCCAUCACUGUGGAAAGAGUUGCAUAAACAAAUCAAACCUCGACGUUCACUUAAGAGUUCACACUGGUGAGAAACCUUUUACCUGUCCUCAGUGUGGAAAGAGUUUCACUGUUAAAGGAAACCUUCAUACUCACUUGAGGCUUCAUUCUGGAGAGAAGCCUUUCACUUGUAUUCAGUGUGAGAAGAGUUUCACAUAUCAAAGAGAUUUGAAACGUCAUUUGCAAACUCAUUCUGUAAAGAAAUUAUAGUGUUACGAACGAUAAGUGGUUUACAAAAUGGACAAAUUCUCUGGAGGAAGGCACUUUUGUUCAGUGUAAUACAUUUCUUUUGCUAUCACACUUACAGAUUCACCUGAGAAGUUUUUGUGGAAAGAGUUCAUAAAUAGCUCAGCAGUUUAAAAUGACACCAGAAAAUAUGCAGGACAUCAACUGAAUGUAAACAUUGCACUACAUUAUUUGAUUCAUCUUUUGUGCAUGAAUGCACAGGUAAACAUGUUUUCAAUCUGGACCUGAUUAUGGCUACUUUUGGGGCUCCCCUGAUGACAUCUGGAGCUGGUUCCAGCUGUGGGUUGCAAAAAGAGCUAAACACUGUCUCAAACUUUCUCUCUACAUGUCUGCCUGUUUUUUCACACUAUGUUGAAGACUUAAAGGUGCGGUAAGCAAUUUCUGAGAAACACUGUUGAUAUUUAAAAUCGAUGCCCAAACACAUCCUACCCAAAAGCAACACGCCUCUCCCUUAAUUGCUUCCCCAAAAUAACAAACACACUAUGCAAAACAGACAAUUACUAACAAUGGGGACAUCAGACAGCUCACACAAGCAGGAAUGAGCAGUAUGAUACAUGUAUUUCAAAUACAUAUUUCAAAUAUAAAAUAGUAUUUUGUAAUUUGUAUUUGAUAGGGUUGAUGAAAAUGGCUUAAUAUUUUUUAUCAAAAUACUUUAUUGUUUUGGAUUUUUGUAGUUUUAAAAUACUGUAAAAUACUUUGUAAGAAGUCCACAUGAUGAUUGGUGCCUACUCAGUAGUUUGCCAAGACUUGUUGAGAUCAGAACAGAAAAUUAUCCAUAUGGAAGAAGGUGGCCAAGGUACAAAAUACAUUUUUUGCAAAAAUUGCUAUAAGUUUUGGUGUUUAUUUUAGUAGCCCAGGUUACAUAGUUUACCAAUUUACAUAGUGUUCUUGAAAACAAUUAUACCUAGCAGCAGCCUUCUAUAUUUAUGAUUAACAAUCAAAUGAUUCAUUAGUUAGAAGCUAGUUUCUAUGAAUACAGGUGCCAUCGGUUGUCUUCUUAUGAAUGACUUGUCAUUGAGUCAGUGUUGCUGAUGCAAAGUAGGCCCUUUGUUACCAAACACCAAGUAACUAAAUUAGGAUACAAUUGAGUCAUUCGCAAACUGUUAAACAUUAAACUGGUGGUUACUUUAAAAAUAACUUUCAUCUGGGAGAUCACAGGGAUAUGUGAAUAUUUGAUCUGUUAACUGGUUGCAUAAGUCAGAUUUAUUGCAGAGAAAAGCUGGUGCUAUCAAACACUGUUUACUUAAAGGGAUAGUUCACCCAAAAAUGAAAAUGAUCCCACGAUUUACUCACCCCUAUCUUCUUUCCAUAUGUUUUGUGCUCCAGGUGUUCCGAAAGUAUGUAAAGCACAAUAGCAAUGGCAUCCUCCUUUGAUCUGUUCUCCCGGUAUGCAAACUGGUACUGGUCAAAAGCAGGUGGUAGGGCCUUUUUUAAAUGUUUUAUGACCACCGCUCCAGGCACAUAGCGGGGAUAGGUGUGAGUGCCACAGGCCUGUAGUCAUUCAGGCAUGUGACAUUGGCUUGUUUGGGUAGAUUUUACCUCUAAAGCAGCAGCAGGUAGUGGUUUGAGUGAUAAAACUAACAACACUGCACUAGUCCUGAGACUUCAUGAAGUGAGACUCUGCCUGGGCAACAUCAACCCCAGGAAGGCAUUUGGUCCAGAUGGAGUGCUGGGCCAGGUGCUAAAGGACUGUGUGGCUGAGCUGGCAGAGGUCUUUACCACCAUCUUCAACCUGUCACUGUCCAAGUCAUGGGUCCCAGCAUGUUUCAAAGCAGCCACAAGUUUGAGUUUCUGUAUAGACAAGCUCCACCCAAACAAACAAACAAACACUGUAAAAGUGAUACUUGGAACAGGUUGCAAUACAACAACAAUUGACCCUUCACAAAGACCCGCCCCCCUUAUACUGUUGCUUUGUCCGACAAGCCAUGGCACUCUCAGGCCACACGCAGUGAAAAAUGCAUCGCGGAGCAAAGAGGAUACUGACAACACGUCUACAGACAAGACAAAGCAGGUUACUUAUGAUAUUAAACAAAGUCAAACUGUUUGUCUUCAAACUGUGUAGUUUUUUAAGAAAUUCAAACAAUAAAAAACGUUUUGUGGCUCUUUAAUGUGUUAUGAUUGCUGUAGCGGGAGAGGCUCAUAAACCGAUCGUCUCAUUAAAUAAACAUGAGAAGGUAUGUUGUUUAAAAUGCGGAAAGACGUCAAUACACACCAUUUUUCAAGUUUAAGUCCACCGAGGUUAAUCUUAUAAUUCCUGACUGCUUUGUCGGACAAAAUGACGGAUUCGGCGUUCUGAUUGGUUAGAUCGCUUGUCAAUCAAACUCCCGGCGAAGGGUCAAUUGUGUAAAGUGUGUUUUGUGUUUAAUAGUGAUGGAAUUAUUAUUGUUAUUUUGAGAAAUGAUACUGCAUCAGUAGUGGUCUUGCUAGGGAGCUCGACCAGCUGGAGACAUGAAGUACUCAGCCAACCUAUCCCUCACAGCUACAGCAUCUCUACUGGCAUUGUUGGUGCCAAGCCAGGGUGCAUUCUGCAUUCCUAAAGAUGGCUCUGUUGUCAGAGUUGCAGCAGGAGCUGUAAGCAAAUCCCUCCUCAAGAAAUUGUGGAGGACAGAGGUGGCCUUCACAAGCUUCUCAGCUACUGCUGGAGACACUCCCAGUACCCUGCAAUAUACUCUCCAUUGUGCUGCAAGUACAUCAAAUGUACACGCCACCAUUCUUUGAGCAUGGGAAAUAUGAAAAUUAAAAACUUUCUCCAGUGUUGUGUCCAGGGUAAAGGCCGGGGAUGUUACGGUGCAACUGGAAUGCCUCAUCUGUGAGGAACACAUAUGGCAAGGCUCCAAUGUGCUCUACUCCUGGGAGGGGAGAGUAUUUAGGUAUCCUCAGGGUGCUCUAGUGUAGGGCAGAUCCAAAGCCAGAGGCAGCCAGUGUUCCUCCAUUACUGUUUCUACCAUAGGCACAAAUGUGAAACACUGAAACAAUACCUGGCAUCAACAACUUAAAGGAGAACUAUUGAAAAUGUAGUUUUUUAGUAGUUGUUGAUAGUUCCCUUGGUAGUUGUUGUUUAGGAACCCAUUGGAUGGAGAGGCUUCAAUGACUACAUGCUUCCCAUCCAAUGCUCCAAGGCAGCUGGGGAAAGCCAAAAUAUAAAACUCUGUGUCAUUUGCCUUGAUGAUGACGUCAGAAAGUUCUCCGCUUUAUCAAACGCAUUAAGUGCUGUGGCACUAGUGUUUUCCAUAUUUCUCAGAUGUUGGUCUGUAAAUGUAUUCAGCCUUUUCACUUCAGAACUCAUUCAGAUUUCACCUAAUGCUCAUCAGAAUUCUAGAAUGUUUUUGUGACAUCAAAGUUGCAGAGCUUGAAUAGAUGCAGUUUGUGUCUAGGCCACAAUUAUGGAGUUUUAUUUUAUUUAUUCCUUGCAUGAAACAUCUUCACAGUCAAAAAGAUAUUAAAUUCAUCUAAUAAAUUA
Megalobrama amblycephala (Wuchang bream) is the source of this 5072-nucleotide messenger RNA. Its product is annotated as gastrula zinc finger protein XlCGF8.2DB-like. Bases 596 to 1576 code for a protein of 326 amino acids. NCBI's taxonomy places the organism in Eukaryota, Metazoa, Chordata, Actinopteri, Cypriniformes, Xenocyprididae. The record is from RefSeq and is a predicted model, not a curated record. The transcript has 3 exons.